AUGGACGCCCUCAAAGAGAAGCUACAUCAUACUCACCUACAUGAUGUCAGAGCCAAAGCAUCGCAUCUGAAACAUAAAAUUGGGAAGCUUGAGAACCUCGUCAACCCAAACCAUCGCCAUGACGAGGCUCACGAACAGAAGACCGACAAAAAACGGACUGCGAUUUCCGAGUCUCACAGAUUUGGUUCCUUUGCUCCUGAACAUGACGGAAAUAAGGUAAAAUGGUAUGUCGAUGCGUCAGAUUACAUGUGGGCAGUGUCUGUUGCGCUGGAUCGUGCUCAAGAGACCAUUUAUCUGGCCGAUUGGUGGCUUUCUCCCGAGUUAUUCAUGCGAAGACCUCCAGAGGUCAACCAGGAAUGGAGAUUAGACCAGAUUCUCAAGAGACGCGCCGAGGCAGGUGUUCAGAUUUAUGUCAUUGUCUACAAGGAGGUCAAUCAAGCUAUAACGUGUAAUUCUGCACAUACCAAACAUGCAUUGAGAAAUCUCUGUCCCGAGGGAACAAAAGGUGCUGGGAACAUCCAUGUUCUUCGACACCCCGACCACAACCUCUUGGAAAACUUUGGGGAUAUGACUUUAUAUUGGGCACACCACGAAAAAUUCGUAGUAAUUGACUACUCACUUGCAUUUAUCGGCGGUAUUGAUCUCUGCUUCGGGAGAUGGGAUAAUCAUCAACAUUUGCUCGCAGACGUCCAUCCGGCUGGUAUAAAGAAUGAGAUCUUCCCAGGCCAAGAAUUCAACAACAACCGUAUCAUGGAUUUUCAAAGUGUCGAGGACUGGCAAAACAACGAGCUAGACAAAACCGAUUACGGCCGUAUGCCAUGGCACGAUGUUUCAAUGGGCUUAAUGGGUGAUUGUGUGUAUGAUAUAGCCGAGCAUUUCGUUCUAAGGUGGAACUGUGUCAAACGAGACAAGUAUAAACGCGACGAUAACGUGGACUAUCUCAUGUUGGAGGGCCGAGACGAGGAUCUGAUCGGUGUUCAACGUCCCCAAUAUCCUUGCGGAGAGUACAUCCAACAUCCCUUGACCCCAUUGAGUACAAAAUCCCGCGGUGACCAGGGAACAGUCCACGCUCAGAUAGUCAGGAGUAGCGGUGACUGGUCCUCUGGAAUUUUGACGGAGCACAGUAUACAGAAUGCAUACUCGGAGAUUAUCAGGAAUGCACAACAUUACGUCUACAUAGAAAAUCAAUUUUUCGUGACUGCGACUGGAGACCAGCAAGCGCCUGUGCAAAACACCAUUGGCCGUGCUAUUGUUGAUGCUGUGGUUCGCGCCGGAAAAGAAGGCCGAAAGUUUAAAGUAAUCAUUGUUAUUCCGUCCAUCCCAGGCUUUGCUGGAGAUCUGCGCCAGAGCGCUGCGGCAGGUACUCGAGCAAUCAUGGACUAUCAGUAUAAGUCCAUAUUGCGAGGCGAAAACUCUAUUUUUGAGCAGAUCAAAGCGCAAGGUGUUGAUCCAACAGAGCACAUAUUCUUCUUCAACCUUCGAUCAUAUGACCGGAUCAACAAAACAUCAAGGCUAGUCGAGCAGGAAGAGAAAUCUGGUGUUCAUUACCAAGACAUACAGCGCGCAAAUGCGGAACAGAUCAUGGGCGAAAGUGUCCAUCCAGCGAUUGGCAGAGAAGGUGACAAAACAGAAAAGAGUUAUAGUGUUGAAUCAGAACAUCAGGAGCAGAAGAUCGACAAUGUGCGGAAAUUCGAGGAGCAACGUGAACGAGCAUAUGGAGAGGAUCGAGAGAUUAAAAGCAGAGACAACAUUGCACAAAAUGCCAUGCUCAACCAGCGAAAAGUGAGCGAAGAGCCCUGGGAAGAAGACGAUCCUGAGACAGAGAAACAAAAUUUUAUCCAGGAGGAGCUUUAUGUCCAUGACAAAGUUUGCAUUGUCGACGACCGGAUUGUCAUUUGUGGAAGUGCAAAUAUCAAUGAUCGAUCACAACUCGGCAAUCGAGAUAGCGAACUGGCUAUCGUCCUCGAAGACACCGACAUGAUUGACAGCACCAUGAAUGGUCAACCAUACCGCGCUGCACGCCUCGCAGCGACUCUCCGACGCCACCUUUGGCGUGAGCAUCUCGGCUUGCUCCUGCCUCAGGAAUACGAUGCAAGCGACAGCCCAAACGCGCAACCACCCGACGACUGCCCAAACAGGAAUGACGAAGGGACCGAGUACGACGCGUUCGUCGCUGACCCCCUGAACGAAGAGCUCUGGGGAACAUGGACCACGCAGGCAACGACAAAUACAGAAGUAUUUCGAUUUUUAUUCCGUGCAGAUCCCGAUGACAACAUUAAAACUUUCGAGGAAUACGACCAAUUCGCGCCGAGAAAGUCGAUUAAACAGGGCCAUCUCCACGAUCCGUUCUUACCCGUGGAUACUGUCCGCGAGAAUUUGGAUAAGAUUAAAGGCCAUUUAGUCUGGAUGCCGCUGGAUUUCUUGAAAGACGCCGAAAUGGCUGAACCAGGACUGUCUGUAAAUCACAUUACGGUGAGCAUCUACACUUGA
Messenger RNA from Talaromyces atroroseus, 2490 nucleotides. RefSeq lists its product as hypothetical. The coding region runs from base 1 to 2490 and encodes 829 amino acids. Gene Ontology annotation, biological process: cell motility; intracellular signal transduction; phosphatidic acid biosynthetic process. Gene Ontology annotation, molecular function: D-type glycerophospholipase activity. Lineage: Eukaryota; Fungi; Ascomycota; Eurotiomycetes; Eurotiales; Trichocomaceae. The transcript is spliced from 8 exons. The record is from RefSeq and is a predicted model, not a curated record.